CUCAAAUGCCAUAUCCUCUUCUUCUUCUUAUUCUUUGAGUGCCUCUCUUUGUUUUCCCAUUUUCUUUUUAAACAUAUUCUCCACCUUGUUUCGGUGUUCCUCCCGUUUUCCCGGGAUCACUUCGUUCUGAAGCUACAAUAACUACUUCACUUCCUUCAUAAUUUAUAUCAUUUUCCUCGUAUCUGAAGCAUUGUUAAACUGUUUUUCUUUCCUUUAGAUAGGAAGAGGGACCAAUUUUUAUUCAGUGCCCAUCUUCCUAUAAAAACUCUUCCACUUUUGCUUCUAGUUUUCUACUAAGGAGCACUUGAAAGGUUUUCCGAAAAUCAUGGAGGGAAUGCAAGAUGGUGCUGAUAUUGGAUCCUCUUUAUCAAAGCUCAUACUAUCAAGUGGGACAAACACCUUGGACUCAAUUUUCUCUCAUUAUCCACCAACGAAUGGCACUACUACUAACACAAACCCUGUGUCUGAUUACUUGGAGCCAUUUGGGUCUUUGGGGUUUGAGCCUUUGGGAUCCUCUGUGUACCUCCGCCAAAGAGACAUCUUGCAAAAAUUCUACCACGAAAGCCGAGGGAAUGGGUCUUUUGUUCCCUCUUCCUUGGCAAAUCCAUCUCUGAGCUCUGCAUACGCGAGUUCUUUCAUGAAUCCUUGCAAGAAAAAUCUGUACAGGGGAGUGAGACAGAGGCACUGGGGGAAAUGGGUCGCUGAGAUUAGACUCCCUCAGAAUAGAAUGAGAGUCUGGUUGGGCACUUAUGACACUGCCGAAGCUGCUGCUUAUGCCUAUGAUCGUGCAGCUUAUAAGCUCCGUGGAGAAUAUGCACGUUUGAAUUUCCCAAAUCUAAAGGACCCAAGCAAGUUAGGAUUCGGAGAUUCCGCGAGAUUGAAUGCUCUGAAGAGCUCCGUGGAUGCCAAAAUUCAAGCUAUAUGUCAAAAGGUGAAGAAAAGAGAGAAAGCCAAAAAGAAUGCUGCAAAGAAGCUUAAUUCAGGUAAUGACAAAAACCGCGGACAGGGUGAGAAAUCACACAAGAUUAACUCAUCUUCCUGUUCUUCUUCCUCGCUAAUGUUGUCACCGUCAAAUUCAAAUUUUUGUGAUAAUUGGGCGAACGAUUUGUUUUCACCAACUGUUUCGGAGGAUGAAAUUUGGAAAGGGGAGAACUCCCCGGCCUCUGUUUUGACAGAAUGUCCAACAAUGGUAACAGAGGAAUCAGAGUUCGAUGAAUGUUCCUUGGCAAGGAUGCCAUCCUUCGAUCCCGAGUUGAUUUGGGAUGUUCUGGCCAUUUAGAAGAUAAACUCUUCCUUUGAUUAGUAGUAGUUACUUUUCAGCCAGCGCUGUACUGUAAAUGAAAAUUAUAGUCUUGAUUAUGGUCUCAUUGGGUAUGGUAUGGUAUGGUAUGUAUGUAUGCCUUCUUAGCUGUGUAGGUCUUGUUUGUGGGAAUGGUGAGAGAUCCUUUAGCAUCUUAAGUAGGAUUGUUAUGGCUGUCAAUUCGGCCUUGAUUUUUUACUCAGGGCUUCUGGAGUUUUUCCUGACAGUUGUUGUCAUACGGAGUUCUCUGUCAAUUAUGAAUUUUGCCUAUUGAUAGCAUCUUGUGUCUACAACUGUGUUCUUCUUCA
Gastrolobium bilobum is the source of this 1608-nucleotide messenger RNA. Its product is annotated as ethylene-responsive transcription factor ERF061-like. Gene Ontology annotation, biological process: regulation of DNA-templated transcription. The record is from RefSeq and is a predicted model, not a curated record. Bases 326 to 1279 code for a protein of 317 amino acids. The transcript has a single exon. Lineage: Eukaryota; Viridiplantae; Streptophyta; Magnoliopsida; Fabales; Fabaceae. Gene Ontology annotation, molecular function: DNA binding; DNA-binding transcription factor activity.